AUGGGUUGGCAAGACGAGGUCCUGUCGAGCCUGAAGGAGCGAGACAGGGGUGAGAAGGCGCUUGCAAAGUUGAUCGAGCACAACCAGAGAUGGAUCCAGCAAGCACUCGCCUGCAAGGACAGACAUGCCAGUCUGCUCCGGUCUGCCAAUCUCGGUCCUACCGUCGUCUCUCACGCGGUGCCCAUCGUGGGACAAAGGACGACAUCCAUGUCGAGCAAUGCCAGCAGUGGCGGGCAAUCCCAUGAAGAGGGCGCCAUCUCAAAGGCUUACACUGCCUCGCUCGAGAAUCAGAUCGCCACCUUGCGCGAGGAACUGUCGUCACUGUACAAGAUACAGUCCCAGAACGCUCAGCGACUGCUCACCCUCACCGAGAACUUGCGCGAGAAAGAGGAUACAGGCAAAGAGGCAGAAGAGAGAGUGAGGACGCUCAAGGCCGACGGAGAUCGACUGAAGCGCAAGGCAGAAGAAGCCCGCGGCGUCACGAAGGAGCGCGAGAAGAACAUCCAGUUCUUGCAAGAUGAGCUCGCCACAUUGCAACUCGAGUACAGUCAGCUCGAGAAACGCAAUGACGCCCUGAGUAGAGACAACGCUGCUCUGCUCAAGCGAUGGCUCGACAAGAUGAACGAUGAAGCCAAUGCUGCCAAUGCUCGCUUUCUCGAAGAAGUCAAUCGCAAAGAAUCUCACGAUACCCAAGCCAUCUCACCCAAGCCGCAGACCGCUCAACCGCAACCGCAAGAGGCCGCCGUCUGA
Molecule: messenger RNA, 750 nt
Organism: Mixia osmundae IAM 14324
Lineage: Eukaryota; Fungi; Basidiomycota; Mixiomycetes; Mixiales; Mixiaceae
Exons: 2
Coding region: 1-750 (249 amino acids)
Biological process (GO): autophagosome assembly
Cellular component (GO): autophagosome membrane
Source: RefSeq, a predicted model, not a curated record